This is a messenger RNA of Mytilus trossulus (common blue mussel), 2557 nucleotides long. RefSeq names its product mytilin-2-like. NCBI's taxonomy places the organism in Eukaryota, Metazoa, Mollusca, Bivalvia, Mytilida, Mytilidae. The transcript is spliced from 3 exons. Bases 976 to 2511 code for a protein of 511 amino acids. The record is from RefSeq and is a predicted model, not a curated record.
UUAGUGGUGUACAAUUGAAACGUGUUCAUUUUAAGAAUGUAUGUGCUACUCUGAUAUACUCGAUACACUCUUCUAUUUUUGUUUAUAAAAUUUAUAGUAUUGAAAUAAUUGAAUUCAUUGUGUUACAAUAACAUUUGUUAAUUGAUUUAUUUCAUACUUUUAUGUAUAUGUAUCUACAUAACAUGCAAUUGUACUUUUUUGUUAUUACAUGUAUGUGGUUUCUGUAAAAUUUAUUUACUGAAUAGCAUCGUUUGAUAAUGUAAAGACUUCAGUCGUCAGCAUAAGAUUUUAAUGUUUUAUAAUAAACUGUGAAUUCGGAACAUCAUGAAAAUAAGUCAUAAAAGACAAAAUAUUACUUGUCUGUCCACCUUAUAUAUGUUGGAGUAUUUGCCCCUGGAAAAAAUAGGCUUAACACUUUAUCAAGAAACAUAUAGCACCUAAAUUGAAAGUAUUACAUCAAGUCAAAUAUAUUCCGGUUUUAUCAGAUAUUAAAACUGAUCUAUUACACUCUGAACAGCCUUAUGGUAGUAAAUGUUAAGUCAUGAUGGGGAGAAGGAUCUUUAUGAUCCUAUUAAUUGUCAAAAGUCAAUACCUUCUAACACGAAGUGACAUUCAAAUUAAAACAUUAAUAACCUGUAAUAAUUGUCAUUGUAUUCUAAACGAAUAUUAAAAUGUGAUAUUUAUUGUUAUUAAAAUAACCUUUGUAACUGUUGAAGAACAUGAUAUAUUGCAGCAGAGUUAAAGUUCAAAUAGGUUUAUGCUGAGUUGAAGUACGACGUCAAUUUCUCGUCUUUGCAGGUACUCUCAAAAAAUAAAUAAAUAGAUACAUGUCAUUGAAAUUAGAUUCUUCCAUAAUAUGUUGCGUCUUGUCAGCAAAGGAGAAAAGAACGUUAUUGAGAAAGCUAACAAUAACACGUGCAAGACAGCCAAACUUGUUCUCAAAAGAUCAUGGUAUAGUGAAAACAUCUGACCACCAUGUUUAAACAGACGUGCCAAUUGUGCCUGGUGUUUCUGUUGUUCGUAUGUGUCUAUCAGAGUGUGAACGGCGAUAGCUAUGAUAAACAAUCGAAAAAUCAUAAACGCAAAGGAUCAAAUCCAAACUAUAGCAAUCGAUAUCGUCUUGAUAGGAGACAAAAUAUUCGUCCCUUUAAGCGGGAUUCCUCGACAUUUCAGAAAAUUGUCCAAACUAUUAAUGGAGGACCCGGAUCACAAAUAGACGGAAGAGAUGAACAAUCAGGCACUUUCAAAAUACUGCAUAGUCUAUUGUCACAACGUGGUGGUGCAGAUAAUGACCGUACCCGAAAGAGCAAAAAAGCAUUAAAUAUUCUUCAGGGUCUUCUUGAAAAUGUUGGAAAAUUUAAACGAAAUAUUGACAAAUUGUAUAGGUCUAACAUUAUUCCAAGAAGAACGGCAGGAUCAAAUGAUGGCUCAAAUGAUGGAGCAAAUGAUACAUCAAAUAAUCGAUCAAAUAAUCAAUCAAAUAAUCGAUCGAAUAAUCGAUCGAACAAUCGAUCGAAUAAUCGAUCAAACAAUCGAUCGAAUAAUCGAUCAAAUAAUGGACCCACUGAUCGAGCAACGACAAGACUAAACAGUCAGGCAACUGUAACAGUAAAUAAUCGAGCAAGAGCAAAUAGUCGGGCAAGAGCAAACAGUCGGGCAACAGCAAGAGCAAAUGUUCAGGCUACAGCAGGAUCAAAUGAUGGAUCAAACGAUGGUUCAAAUGAUGGGUCAAAUGAUGGACCUACUGAUCGAGCAGUGACAAGACUAAAUAAUCUGGCAACUAUAAGAGUAAAUAGUCGGGCAAGAGCAAUUAGUCGGGCAUCGGCAAGAGUAAAUGCUCAGGCUGCGGCAGCAGCAAAUGCUCGGGCUGUGGCAGUAACAAAUGCUCGGGCUGCAGCAGCAGCAAAUGCUCGGGCUAUGGCAGCAGCAAAUGCUCAGGCAACGGCAGCAGCAAAUAGACUAGCAAGAAUUGCCAGUGUUAAUCGUGGUAACGCAGUUAAUUUCGCAAAUACAAAUAGUCAAAGCAGAACAUUCAACACACUGAGGGAAACGGGUUGGUUUCAGCAAGUUUCCGAAAAUCCAUUGAUCAUGCAACAAAUACUAAGAGCAAGUUUAAAUGACAGAAUUGCUCGAUGGAUUGAAAGAUUAGCCAGAUUGAAUCUGAUGGAAGAAUUUAUAGACUAUCCAGUACCCUUUAGAAUUAUUACAAAUAACGUUUUAUCUUCAGCUCAAGAGGAACUCAUUCUUGCUUUAGGAGGAAACGAUCAAAUCCAAGAACUUUUGGAAAAUACUCGAGCAUUUACUCUGAUAUUAAACUAUUGUCAAACUCGGGACCGAGUACAAAUGAUCGUUACUAUAAGUGAAACUGGAAACAUGGAAAACUUAAUUUCUGAUAUAGGUGUGUUAAACAGGUUUCUGUUUAAUGCUAGUACUCCCGGCCAAACUGCUGCCAUACGGAAUCUAGCAGAGAAUGGAAAUCUGCAACAAUUCAUUGACAACCAACGAGGGUGAACACAUGUACGUGUUUAUCAUAUCAAGUAUAAUAAAACGUAUAUAA